Microbotryum saponariae is the source of this 1405-nucleotide messenger RNA. The record is from the annotation of a GenBank genome assembly. NCBI's taxonomy places the organism in Eukaryota, Fungi, Basidiomycota, Microbotryomycetes, Microbotryales, Microbotryaceae.
AUGGUUCGCAACGAGCAGCUCAUCUUCGCGACGACCCCGACCGAGUACCCCAUUCCGGGCGAGGUGAGUACGAUGCCCUUAGCGGAGCUACGUGGAUCUCGAGUCUCCGCUAUGGUUUUCAUGAUGGUCAUACUUGGUCGACUGCAAGUAGUGUGGUCGCACUUGGUGUCCAAAGGUCGGUCCGAGAAUUGACGGUCACGUCAUAAGUCCGAGCGCAGCGUCGGCGUUUAUUAGUAAUCAGCACGUCACUACCUCCACCUUGGCACUUAGCGAUGAAGCUGUUCCAUCGGGAACACUACCACCAACACAGAACCUAGGAAUCCCUAGAUUGGGAAACUUACUGAUAAUCACGACUUAUCCUUUUCACCUCGAUUUGAUGUAGACGUUGCGUAAGGAAACCUCAGACUUUGACGCCACUCAAUCCGCGCCGUCAGGAGGUCUGGUCACCAAGACCGUCUGUCUUUCGCUCGAUCCUUACCUCCGUGGCCGACUGAGGGAUGGCGGUGACUCCUACGUCCCCGCUUUCGAGAAGGGCAAGCCAAUCGAGAACUUUGGUAUCAGCGAGAUCCUCUCCUCGUCGGCCGAAGGGCUCAAGAAAGGCGAUCGAGUUUACGGAUCGACUCGUUUCGCCGAAUACAACAUCUUCACCGCGGACCAGGUCAAGGGUUUGAAGGUGAUUAAGAACGACGAGAAACUACCCUGGACGACUUGGGUCGGUGCGGCCGGAAUGCCUGGACAGACGGCUUGGUGGGCAUUGAAGCACAUUGGUCAGCCCAAGAGAGGUGAAACAAUUUUUGUUAGUGGCGCGAGUGGCGCCGUCGGACAGUGAGUCAUGGUCGCCUUUUAUUUCUCUUCCCUGAUUCCCUUGGCUUCAUGAACUGAACGCACCCAAUCUAUCAGAUUGGUGAUCACGUUGGCGCAUUCGGCUGGUCUCAAGGUCAUCGCUUCGGCCGGCUCCGAUAAAAAGGUCGACUUCCUCAAAUCCCAUCUCAACGUCGAAGUCGCUUUUAACUACAAGACCGAAUCGACACUCGAGAUCCUCAAGAAGAACCCCUUUCAAAUCUACUGGGACAACAUUGGAGGCGAGACGCUCGAGAAUGUCUUGGCGACGAUCGAGCGCAAGGGCCGCGUCAUCGCUUGUGGCGCGGCGUCGCAGUACAACACGCGUACGCCUUACGGAAUCAAGAACUCGUUCCAGAUCACGGCCAAGUCGUUGAAGGUCCAGGGAUUCAUCAUUUUGACUGAGGAUAUCACGGGCUUCUACGAUGUGGUUCCUAAGUUGAUCGCUGGGGGCAAGGUUCCCGAACCCAAGGAGCACCACGUCAAGGGGUUGGACCAGGGUGAGGCGUUCACGGCCUUGUUGAAGGGUGACAGCACGGGCAAGGUUGUCUACAUCUUUGAGUAG